AUGCAUAUAACAAUUAAGUUUGGAAAUGUGUUAUAUGGCCAUACCGUGUUUGUAGCCGAAAUCACCGACAUUUUUAUACUCGGUUUGGACUUCUUAACAAAACAUAAUUUUGUAAUUGACUUUGAGAAUAAUGUGCUACGCUCAAAUUCGGAAGAUGUAGCGUUAUUCCAGUUAGGAGCUGUUGAAAGAGAACCGUGUCAUCGAAUAACUUGUAAAAGUGAUAUUACUAUUCCAGCUCGAAUUGAGAUGCUUGUAAGAGGAGCCGCUGAGAAAAGUCAAAACUUUCGACAUGGUCUAACUGAAUUUCCGGACUCUGAAAAUUUUCCAAAAGGUGUAUUGGUUGCUUCCGCACUGGUAGAUCUUUCGAAGGAAACUGUACCAGUCAGAGUUGUUAAUCUAACUGGUAAUCCUAAAACAAUCAGGAAAGGCGACGUAUUAGCAACAUGUGCUCCAGUCACCUGUAUACAGAAACCUCCCGAAAUCAUGUCGAAAAAGCCUUCUAAAGAACUCGAACUGAAUCUGUUGAAGCCCACUGAAUUGAAUGAGGAACAGAAAAGUGUAGCAUGGAUGCUUAUUGACGAAUACGAGGAACUGUUUUCCUGUACAUCUGGUGACCUCGGGAGAACGAAAUUGGCUCAACAUCGAAUUGAAACUGGGAAUCACUCUCCUAUUAAACAGAAUCCCCGAAGACUACCAAUUGCUAAGACAACAGAAGUUAAAGAUCUACUAAGGGACAUGCAGGAAUGA
Argiope bruennichi is the source of this 747-nucleotide messenger RNA. RefSeq lists its product as uncharacterized. The transcript has a single exon. The coding region runs from base 1 to 747 and encodes 248 amino acids. The record is from RefSeq and is a predicted model, not a curated record. Lineage: Eukaryota; Metazoa; Arthropoda; Arachnida; Araneae; Araneidae.